GGGGCGGGGGCAGCGAUGGCGCCGGCCGCCGAGGGCGCGGGCGAACUACAAGUCCCAGCAGCUCCCGCAGCGGCCCUCGGCCGGCCCCUCUCGCUCCCCGGGAGCGCCUGGCGGGGCCGCUGGGCCGAGGGGGCCGCCGGCGGGGCUGGCGGGCGGUGGGGUUUCCUGCAAGCCCGGGGCGGGGAGACGCCGGCUGGCCAGCGCGGGUGCAGCCGGGCCGGGCAGGGGCGAGGGGCAUCGGAUUCUGUUCCAGAAGCCGCAAGCAGUUCUACUUCUAGGAUGAGGCGCUCAGUCCUGGUUAGGAACCCGGGCCACAAGAGCCUUAGGCCACUUUAUGGAGAUCUUCAUUCAGACCCAGAAGACCUGGACCCCAGCCCCAAAGAUCCAGACCCUAUUUCUGAAAGCCCCGAGCCAGAGCCGGAAGACCUCAACACUGUCUCAGAAGAUGGGGAUGCCAGCUUUGAAGAUCUGGACCCUGAGGCAGAAGAUGCUCAACCAUCCAUUUUGGGGAAGCCAGACUCAGAUUCCCAAGAUCUGGAUCCCAUGUCUUCAAGUUUCGACCUUGAUCCUGAUGUCAUUGGCCCGGUACCCCUGGUUCUGGACCCAAGCAAUGACACCCUCAGCCCGGCUGCUCCUGAUGUGAGUUCCCUUCCCUCUGGCCUCACUGCCACCCCUGAAAUCUUGGCAACGAGCCCAGCGGUGCUUCCCGCCCCCGCCAGUCCCCCUCGUCCCUUCUCCUGUCCUGAUUGUGGGCGAGCCUUCCGUCGCAGCUCCGGGCUGAGCCAGCACCGACGCACCCACAGUGGGGAGAAGCCUUACCGCUGUCCCGACUGUGGCAAGUCAUUCAGCCAUGGUGCCACACUGGCCCAGCAUCGAGGCAUCCACACGGGUGCUCGGCCCUACCAGUGUGCUGCCUGCGGCAAGGCCUUCGGCUGGAGGUCCACGCUGCUCAAGCAUCGCAGCAGCCACAGCGGAGAGAAGCCACACCACUGCCCUGUAUGUGGCAAGGCCUUCGGUCACGGCUCGUUGCUGGCCCAACACCUGCGCACUCAUGGUGGCCCUCGUCCUCACAAGUGCCCGGUGUGUGCCAAGGGCUUUGGGCAGGGCUCUGCGCUGCUUAAACACCUGCGCACCCACACCGGCGAGCGCCCCUACCCGUGUCCGCAGUGCGGCAAGGCCUUCGGGCAGAGCUCAGCGUUGCUCCAGCAUCAGCGCACCCACACGGCCGAGCGUCCCUACCGCUGUCCCCACUGCGGCAAGGCCUUUGGGCAGAGCUCCAACUUGCAGCAUCACCUCCGCAUCCACACUGGUGAGCGACCUUAUGCCUGCCCACACUGCUCCAAGGCCUUUGGGCAGAGCUCGGCGCUCCUGCAACACCUCCACGUGCAUUCUGGCGAGCGCCCCUAUCGUUGUCAGCUCUGUGGCAAGGCCUUUGGCCAAGCUUCCAGCCUCACCAAGCAUAAGCGGGUGCACGAGGGAGCUGCAGCCGCAGCUGCCGCCGCUGCCGCUGCCGCUGCCGCUGCCGCAGCCGCAGCAGCGGGGCUGGGCCUCGGGCCUGGCUUGAGCCCAGUAUCUAUGAUGAGGCCCGGGCAGAUCGCUUUCCUAGGUCCUGAUGCUGUUUCUGUGCUGGAAUCUGGCCUGGGCUUCAGCUCUGGUGCCAGCUCUGCCCGAAGUCCUGACCCUACUUCUGUGCUGGGUUCACUCCGGAAUCCCAUCCUCCAGACCCACUCAGGAUCCAUCUCCAGUCCUGAUCUUGUUCUGUCUUCUGAUCCUAAGCCAGGCCGUGAUGCUGACCCUGAUGUGGUACCCAGCCCCGACCAAGAAUCUGAUCCCAGCCCUAACCCAGAUCUCGUCCCCAGUCCUGACCCCAACCCCAAGUCCCAAACAGAUCCCUGCUCUCCCACUCAUGACAGUCCCAGCCCAGCCCUUCCAACUGGAGAGAGUCCCAAGUGGGUAAAGGAGGAAGAGGCACUGCUGGGGCCCGAUGGAUAAAGGGGCCCGGCAUCUAUGGUGGUUUGGGGAAAGUGUGUGUUAUAUUCAUAGUAAAAUCCUCCUGCCUCCUG
Molecule: messenger RNA, 2063 nt
Organism: Peromyscus californicus insignis
Lineage: Eukaryota; Metazoa; Chordata; Mammalia; Rodentia; Cricetidae
Gene: Znf358
Product: zinc finger protein 358
Exons: 2
Coding region: 16-1992 (658 amino acids)
Biological process (GO): regulation of transcription by RNA polymerase II
Molecular function (GO): DNA-binding transcription factor activity; RNA polymerase II cis-regulatory region sequence-specific DNA binding
Source: RefSeq, a predicted model, not a curated record